Molecule: messenger RNA, 2073 nt
Organism: Amaranthus tricolor (Joseph's coat)
Lineage: Eukaryota; Viridiplantae; Streptophyta; Magnoliopsida; Caryophyllales; Amaranthaceae
Product: polyamine oxidase 1
Exons: 11
Coding region: 300-1823 (507 amino acids)
Biological process (GO): polyamine catabolic process
Molecular function (GO): polyamine oxidase activity
Source: RefSeq, a predicted model, not a curated record
GUAUUUGUUGUUACUUGUGGAUCCGUGGGUCUUUCAGUUUUAGUUUUGUUAAUAAUUAGUUUUUUUAAGUCAUUGACUUAAAAUAAAAAAAUUUAUAUACUAUUAAUUGUAUUAUUAAUCUAUUUUAUUCAUGUAUUAAUGUAUAUGACACUAUUUGAAAACCAAAUGAUAGAAGGAAACACUUUAAAAACUCAACCGAAAACAUACUAUAUAAACCGGCUCCCGAGUCCUGCUGGUUAACUGAUAACUCCCCCCAUUAACUGAUCAUCGAUACGGCUUUCCUUAUUUCUCUCCCUUUCAUGGAUUCUACCAUACGUUGUUCCGUUAUUAUUAUCGGCGCUGGAAUCUCCGGUUUAUCGGCGGCUAAACAUCUCGCAGAUAAUGGCGUUGAAGAUAUCAUCAUCCUCGAAGCUUCCGAUUCAAUCGGUGGUAGAAUUCGCAAACAACACUUUUCCGGCCACACGGUCGAACUCGGAGCCGGUUGGAUCGCCGGCGUAGGUGGUAAAGAUACUAACCCGAUUUGGGAACUCGCUAAACGGGCCGGCUUACGUACUUGCUUCUCUGAUUAUAGCAAUGCUCGCUAUAAUAUCUAUGAUCGAGGCGGAAAAAUAUAUCCAAGUGGAAUAGCUGCUGACUCGUAUAAGAAAGCUGUUGACUCCGCAAUUCAACGACUCAGUGUUAAAGAAGAUGGUUUCUCAAAUGAGCAUCUCAAGUCGCCGAAAACACCUAUAGAAUUGGCAAUUGAUUUCAUCCUCCAUGAUUUUGAAAUGGCUGAAGUUGAACCAAUAUCAACAUAUGUUGAUUUUGGAGAAAGGGAAUAUCUUGUUGCUGAUGAACGAGGGUAUGAUCAUUUGUUAUACGAGAUGGCUGGUUCAUUUCUUUUGACAUCUGAUAAUGAAAUUUUGGAUAAUCGGCUCAAACUUGAUAAGGUUGUUCGAGAAAUACAAUACUCGAGGAGCGGCGUUACCGUAAAAACAGAGGAUGGUUCCAUCUACGAGGCUAAUUACUUAAUUUUGUCUGUUAGCAUUGGUGUACUUCAAAGUGAUCUAAUUUCUUUUCGUCCACCUUUACCCAAGAGGAAGACAGAUGCCAUCGGGAAAUGUGAAGUGAUGGUAUACACAAAAAUCUUCCUUAAGUUCCCUUACAAUUUUUGGCCAUCCGGAACAGAAAAAGAAUUCUUCAUCUAUGCACAUGAGAGGAGAGGCUACUACACGUUCUGGCAGGUGUGUUUGAUCAAUCACAUGGAUAAUGCGUAUCCAGGAUCUAAUAUUCUCGUAGUAACAUUAACUAAUGGUGAGUCAAAACGUGUGGAGGCUCAAUCUGACCAAGAGACUAAGAUGGAGGCCAUGGAAGUCUUGAGAGAUAUGUUUGGUCCUGACAUACCAGAUGCCAUAGACAUUCUUGUGCCUCGUUGGUGGAAUAACCGCUUUCAGAGGGGAAGUUACAGCAACUACCCUAUCAUUUCCAACAAUCAGCUUGUACGAGACAUUAAGGCUCCAGUAGGACGGAUUUUCUUCUCGGGAGAGCAUACUAGUGAAAGGUUUAGUGGCUAUGUUCAUGGAGGAUAUUUCACAGGUAUUGACACUGCUAAUGCUCUGUUGGAAGAAAUGAGGACACAGACAUUCGAACUAGAACCCUUGCUAGCAUCAACAGGAUCUUUGACGUUAUCUCGAUCUGAGAAAACGUCAAAUAUACACAAAUAUGAGUUGCCUCGGCAACCUUGGCAGCAACCUCGGAAUGCCAGAAGCCAUCUUAUGACUGAAUGGACCACUCACUGCGCAGGAAUGUGCUGCAGCCAGCGUUGGGUGGUGUAUUUGAUGUAAAGUUAUUCAAGUUCGAAAUAAUCAAGCGAAGCAAAAUUGUCUUCAAAUUUGGUGAUAACCAUAUACAAGUAGAGAAUAUUGAUGGAAGUGACGAGUUUUAGGUAGGGUUUUGUAGUUUUAUGGAUGUGGUUUACCUGAUGUUAGAUGCUAAUCAAACUCGGCAGUUUACUUUUUUGUUUUCUUGAAAGACAACAGUGUAAGUUAUAAACUUCAUCGAUUUGAUUAAUUCAAGGGAAUUCGAUUUACUGUA